Messenger RNA from Rhopilema esculentum, 7152 nucleotides. Its product is annotated as synaptic vesicle 2-related protein. The record is from RefSeq and is a predicted model, not a curated record. Gene Ontology annotation, biological process: transmembrane transport. Lineage: Eukaryota; Metazoa; Cnidaria; Scyphozoa; Rhizostomeae; Rhizostomatidae. Gene Ontology annotation, cellular component: membrane. Gene Ontology annotation, molecular function: transmembrane transporter activity.
UUAACAUCUACUUUUACAACACAUUCAUGGAAUGAAUUUUCGUUGUUUGUUUGUUAAAUUCUUGGAAAGUGCUAGUAGAUUUCAAAACCUAACUCGUUCUUGUUUUUGAAUUGCUCACUUUGCUGAAAAUCUCUUAAGAUUAAGCUUGAAAGGUUCUUUCUGGAUACAUUGUUACAGGUAUACGAAAUAUUUUCUUUUUUGUCUGUAAGAAGGAAUGAAUAGAUUAAGUUGAUCGGACAUCUGGCACAUCACACUAUCUUGAUGAACGGCCCACAUUUCUCAACCAAACAACGCCCAAUGUGAUUUGAAAAAAAUUGAUUGAAGAAUUUUGGUUUUUUUAACUUUUUGGAAUGUGUUAGUAGAUUUCAAAGAUAAACUCGCUGUGUGCUUUUAUAUUGCUAAAAAGUUCUUCAAACAGAGCUUGAAAGGCUCUUUUUGGAUACAUUGUUACCGCUAUACGAAGUAUUAUCUUUUUCUGUCUGUGUGUCUGUCUGUAAGAAGGAAUGGAUAGAUUAAGUUUAUCGGACACCUGGCACAUCACAUUAUCUUGAUGAACGGCCCACAUUUCUCGACCAAACAACGCCCAAUGUGAUUUGGAAAAAAAUCGUCGAAUCUUAAUUUGAUCUUCGUAUUAUAUCAAAUUCAGCUAAUAAUUAAAUGUUUUCAGAUACAUACAUUGAAGAAAUUAUACCGUUUAUAAAUAUUGUUCACGAUGUUAUGACCAAGCCUAACAUUUGUUUCCAGUUUUGAUUCGUCUAUAUAGACUGAUUUGUGUAAAUCUAUGCAGAAUUAGUUGAGUGCAUUACGUUAACCAUUCUGCCGUUUUCUUGUGACGCUCUCAAGAUACGUUCUGUCAACGUAGGAGCAGCAAUAGCGUUAUUGAUCACCUUGCAAUCUUAGAAAGAAAUAUUGUAAUCUUAACAAAGUGCCCGACGAUAUAUUUUUGUGAGGGGGGGGGUAUGAUAUGCUUGUCCCUUCUUUCAUCCAUGGAUACAUUCGAUUAUUCCACCGAAAUCAAAUCUCCAGUUUUCCACUUUCCUUUUAGUUUCAAUGGUGAACUGCAGCAAAAUGAAUAGGAGAACUAAGUUUGUUAUCUAAAGCUACACAGACAAUACUUUUGAUUCAUAGUUCUAAUUUAUUUAUUGGAAUAAGCUUGACUAAAAUAAAUCAAUUCAACUUCUGAAUAUCCGCAGGGUAAUUUACAAUUUGAAAAGGUGAAGCGAUGAUAAAGCAAAGAGCAGCAAUGUCAAUUUGAUCUGUUAUUGCAACGCAGCCAUAAAGAAUUUUUCCUAUGUAGAAACUUAUUUUUUAUGUAGAAAACUAUCUUACGUAUAAAUUUGCCAGGCUUCCUUGAUUCACAUAUUUUUUCUUGAUUGCAUUUGUCUAUAUUCAGGAACGCCGGAACGACCAAGGGGGCAAGGGGGGGGGGCAGGCUUGAGUAAAAGGGCAUUCGAGAAAUAAUUCCCAGCUACUAACAAUCUUUUCUUAAUUGUCAUUUUGUUUCGAUUUUCUGUAGGUAUCUUGAAAAUCGGCUAAUUUUUGGCAUUAGAAAAAUCUUUACAAGUUUUGAGACAUGUCGUUAGGAAUAAGGUGUAUAGAAUACGUAUCAAUGAGGUGUAUAGAAUACGUAUUCUAUUCACCUCAUUGGGCGGUACAGUCAGAAUUUCAUAUAAAUCUUUUGAUAAUUACAAACGGCCGAUGUCAAUGGAACUUCUAUGAUAAGGGAACUUUGGCCCCCCUUGCCCCUCCUAUCAAAAGGCAUCAGGGGCGGUUGACCCCCCGUACCCCUUCUCCGUCCUCCAUCCAGAAUAUUUUUCGCUCAAUAUUUAAUAUCUUGUCAUAAAACCGAGUGCAAUAUUAAGGCUCGCCGAAUUGUUAGUCAGAUAUGACUAUUUUGCCAGUUUUUUUAUCAACAAUGUUUUUGGAAAUUCUUUAUAUGAUCGUAAAUUUUCAAUUUCAUAAAAUCAAUAUUAACACUAUUUAGUGUUUUCCUGUUUAUAGUACUGGUUAUGUCGUUCCCAUAGAUACGAAUCUUGCUAUACAAAGUAUUUUUGGCUGCAGGUAUCAGGAGAAGCCCAAGACAGACAAAGUGUAUAUAAAUGUCCUUACACACUUUUAUCGACUAAAAGCACUGUUAAACCAACACAUUCGUAUAGUGUUUAAGAUGCUGUGCGAUUGAUUGUUGCUUUUUUGUAAUGAAACACAAUUUGAGCAUAUCGCUAUUUUUUGUUGGGAUUUUUUUAGUAGUGUGUGCUGAUAAUGUUGAAUUGCUGGACUUUGAUCAAGACGAAGUUCUGAAAUGGAUGGCAAAGUUUGAAAAUGAUCCGUUUUUCAAGUUUUUCGAGUCAGCCAGCACUGCUGAAAAACGGGAAACGUUCGAUGAUGUUUUCGAACGGUCAUUUUAUUCCGUCCAGGAAACGAUGAAUAACGGUUUGUCACAGAAAUUCGAUUCCCAUAUUCAAUACUUUCCUGCCAAUAUUUUGAUGAUACAAGCCAUGUACAAACUGAUGAAACCAAACGGAGUUUUGAGUAAGGAAGGAUUCUCUUAUUAUGGACGCAUUAACACUGAUGGUAGAGCGAUGAUCCUGUUCAACAGAGCAUUCAACUCCGAGCAAGAUCUUCUUAAUGCCAUAAACAGGUCUCAAGGAAAGCGCUUGUCAGAUCAGCAAGUGGCAGUCGGCGAUUUCGAUAUGAAGAGACCUCUCGUUGCCGUCACUAACUACAUCUUGAGCCCGGAGGAUCUUGAGAGGCUGAAAAGUUGGCUAAAGCAUCAAAAGAUGUUGACUGGUGGAAAUUUCAGGCACUCUCUAAAGAACAGUCGAGUGAUGCUGGUCAUCAGUUAUGCAUGUUGUACAAAAACGAUGAUUUCACUGCUAAGCCCAAAGUACGGAACGAUGAAACUCAAAGUCGGGUAGAUACAAUAGUAUAUGAAAAGUGCUAAAGAAGGUAUGGAAUGAAUGAAAGAAGACAAAAAUAAAUUGAAAUGAAAAUAUGAUUAGCGUAUUUCUUGUGACUUCUUGGUGCUGUUUGUCAAAUAAGAUGUCAUGAGGGACUUACUCUAGUUCAUUUGUACACGCCUAAGGUGAAGAAGGUUUUUAACUCAACCUUCAUCCCCGAUUACUAUGCCGUCUCGUUGGCAAAUUUUAAGUGCCACCCUGGAAACGUGGGUUCUUUGACCUAUCAAAAACACAGAUCUCAGGAAAGACCCCGCAAAUACAGGCAUUUGUGUAACCAACCAUCCUUGCCUGAAAAGAAAAUCCCAAGUACUCCAUUUAACUAUUAAUUUCCCUCUUUAACUACUUUUCGGGCUAUGUUCAAACGUGUUAGAGAGCUUUCAAUACCGUUAGCACUCAGUGUGUUAGAGAGCUUUCAGUACUGUUAGCACAGUAGCUUCUGUCUGAAUAUUUCUCAAAAUGAAGUCAUCCGUCUUUUAAAGUUAGAUGAAUUUGAUUUUGGAUAUUUUCGAACCAAUUAUUAUGUUUGUCUGAAAAUGUAAAGUGCGGGGUUUGAAAGAAAACAGCUAUCCAGAAAAAUGUUCAUAACGAAUUAGAACUUCAACACUAAGCAAAAAGCUAGAGGUUAGAUUGAUGUCAGGACUCAGAAACAAGUUGCUGAGUUGCUUAAACCCCUUCAACGAAUGAUUUAACAAGCUUUCUACCAUUUAACGAAUCAUACCUCUUAGCAUUUUAGUUUUGAGUGCUUUUAACCUCAAGUCUGCGAUUUGUUCAUGGACACUGAAUAUACGUUUAAUAUCGGUGGCAAACAGCUGAUAAAAGAGCAUUUGAUAAAUUUUCCAAAGAGACGUGACUGCUACAAAGCUGUCUGCAAGUUUCCUUUGCUGCAUUGCGGUCUAAACAAACUGGUAUGACAUGCAAUAGUUGACUGUUUGCAAUGCUGUGAUUAGAAGAGACUUUACACCUGUAAGCCAAAACAAUCCAGCCACCAUAUCUGGUCAUUCUCGUUGUUCUCUCAAUAAGUUCUUUAAUAAGUUAACAUUCAGCUUCAAGAAAAAAGUAAAUAAAUCUAACUUCUUAAGAAACUUUGCUGACCUCUGAAAAGCACAAUACAUGACUUUUUUAUGAAUAAGCCAAUUGGAACGUAACCGGCUCGAAAAUACUGCGUUGAAACUAUACGUCAUCCUUAUGCCAUAGUUUACACUUGAUAAAGGAGAACAUAGAUAUUGGUGAUUUUUAAAGUAUUCGAACAAGUGGAAGAUCUGUUGUAUGAGACAAGCUAUGUCUGACGAUGAGAGUUACAAAGAGCUACUUAUCAAGAAGGACGCAACGGAAGAAGAUGAAGAUGCCCACGGUAGCAGCAGUUACACUGUCGAAGAAGCAAUUGAGAAAAUGGGAUUUGGCUGGUUCCAAAUAAGACUGCUGGCUUUGUGUGGUGUAGCAUGGAUGGCAGAUUCAAUGGAGAUGUCGAUUUUGGCUAUUUUAGGUCCUGCAGUGCGAUGUGAGUGGUAUCUUACCCAUUGGCACGAGGCAUUUCUCACCACAGUUGUUUUUAUUGGGAUGUUCAUAAGCACAUACUUUUGGGGAUAUAUGGCUGAUGCAUACGGCCGUAAGACGGUUGUCAUAUUCGCAUCACUUGGUAUUUUUUAUUAUGGACUUGUCAGCUCAAUAUCACCAAGAUACAUUUGGAUUGUAAUAUUUCGUGGUAUGGUAGGAUUUUCAAUGUCAGGAGUUGUACAAGGGACAACUCUUAUAUCCGAGUAUUUACCAACAAAGGCACGAGGCCUAACGAUCAGUUUUAGUAGUUGUUUUUGGUCUAUUGGGACAAGUAUUGAGAUAUUAACGGCCAUGUUUGUUAUGCCAACUUUGGGAUGGAGAUGGCAACUUUUCUUCUCAUCGCUGCCUUCACUACUUUUUCUUUCUGUAGCAAAGAUGCUGCCUGAAUCUGCAAGGUUUUACGUUGCAAGUGGACAGCAGGAAAAAGCCAUUGAAAUGCUCGAACUUGUUUCAAAGUUGAAUAAAGAAGAUCUUCCUGAUGGUAAACUCAUAGCUGCAAAAACCACAUGCAAUCGCGGAAGUAUUAUUGAGAUGUUUAAAGGGGGAACCUGGAAAACAACUGUUUUGUUAUGGAUAAUAUGGUUUGGUUCACAUUUCAACAUCUAUGGCCUUGCACUUUUGACCACCUCUUUGUAUUCAAGUGGAUACGCAUGUUACGGUAAUGCACCACUUCCAAGUGAGGAUAUCACAAACUGUGUUUACUGUAAAAGCCUUGAAAAGACAGACUACUUAAACUUCUUUUUGGUUCUGACUGCGGAUUUCCUAUGUGUGCUUAUCGUGGCUGCUUUAGCUGAUACAAUUGGCAGAAAGCGCCUCCAAGGGGUUGGAUUCUUAGUAAUGGGCAUGUUCUACAGCAUGCUGUAUAUCUGUACACGCAGCAAAUCGUGGACAACAUUUUUUCUCUUUGGUGCAAGAUGCUUUGCUGCUGUGGCUGAUCUGGGUGGAUACAUCUACACACCAGAGGUUUACCCAACACACAUACGAGGCAUGGCUUUGGGAUCGUGUUCUGGAAUUUCACGUAUUGGUUGUAUGCUUACUCCGUUUGUUGCACAGGUUUUGGCUCACAAAUCAAUUCAUUUAACAAUUGGUUUGUACGUUGGUGUGUCAUUAGCUGGAUUUAUAUGCAGUUUGCUAUUGCCAAUUGAAACCAAAGGAAGAAAGCUUGUGGAAACUGAAGAAUCGUAGUACAAAAUUCAGAAAUAUUUAAAGUUUAUUCAAAUAAAUAAUAAACUGUUUAGUAAUAUUCUUCCUCUUAGGCAAGUUAAUUCACAUUCUGUCAAUAGAAAACUGCUAUUUUUGCAAUUUUAGACUUAGAAUUUCUGAAAUUAACGUUGUUUUAAAAUCAUUAGCAUUGAUAUUGAUUGUAAUUUUAUUUUUUUAAUUUAUUAAUAUAUUACUUCUAUCUAAAUAUCAUCUAUUUAUUUUGUUUAAAUAUAAAUGCUUGAUCAGGAUUAGCGCUCUAAAACAAUGCAAAUUAAAUUCAGAAAACAGUGCAUUUAGGCAAGGCAAGAUCUGUUUAUAUUUUCCUUGUGAAAUACCCAGUUGUCAUAAAUUAGUAUAAAGUAAAGAAAGCCACCGACACCUCAAACAGUCGGCUGUCAUAAAUUAGCCUCUUUGUAAUCGUUAACUUAGGUCUACAGGGGCUUGAGUACUAAAAUGCAGAAUAACGGGCGAUUUACCUUUGCAGAAAACCUACGAGAUUACACAACAGUAUUUCUUUGAAUUUUUCUGAGAAAAUACAGUUUAUCUGUUUUUAAUUUCUUCAUAGGUUUAUCCAUAUAUUAAUAGACAGCCUCUUGUACAAGACCAUGAUGUCAUUAAGAUUCAUACGUACCACAUCUAAGAUGAAAGCCAAAAGGUCUAAAAUUUUUGAAAGAGCCUUGAAGUACUAAAGUCCCUAAUAUUUUUAGUAAGCGUGUCCUUCUGUUAAAAUUAACAUCCUUUUUGAAAAUUGUGCUCUUUUCUGUUUUAUUAAAAAUUCUUUACAAUUUGUGUUGAUUGCAGUGAAUCGUAUUUCAUUCAAGGAAAAUUUAUAAGUAAUAAUGCUAGAUCAAAAUGAUGAAAGUCUAAAAAUAGUUAAUUUCUACACAGAGUCCAGAAAUUAUUACUGUUCCACGGCUAUGAGCUGGAAGGAGGUUAUCCUACAGCGCAGUAGUUUUGAAUUUUGAGCAAGACCAAUGCGUAACUACCAAGCGAUUGUACAGAAGGGAUAAGAAAAAUAUGAGAAAGACGAGCAGGACAAAAUUUCAUAUGGAGGAAGGUUAAGGCAUUUUCUGAACUCUGUUUUUCACGAUUUUGUUAAAUCAUUUUUACUGAAAGUAGUCGGAAUGAAAUUGUGGUCGUUGAAAAAAUUUGGCCAAAAUUUAAGACAUUGAUAAAGUUUUGUCAAACUACGAACAAACCAUCCUAACUGCACAGUCUGACCAAUGGCUUCGAAAUGGAGAAAAAAAUUUCCUAAUUGUGUUCAAUCAACUUUUUUUGCUAAGGUUGUGAAAUUACAUAUUAUGUUUUCUGCAUGCUACUUAGAAAGUCAGAAGAAUAGAUCUAUAACUUAGUUCCCCUUAACUGUUGUUAAACAUAUUACUAAUAAUACGUAUUCAAUACUAAAUGAUAUUUACAUAUAAUAUUGUUAUACAAAUAA